GGGCUUGUCUCGAGAGGAUGAGAAUUGAAUUGUUAGUGCUGCCAUAACUACUACAUGGUCUUGCUUGUGAAAGACUCUGGAAGUUACAGAAUAUCUGCAGAUAUCGAAUUCCAUCAUGUCAUCUUUCAGUGUCCUUGCUUCAUUUCCGGAGGAUAAUCUCCGGUGUCCGAUAUGUCUAAACGUCUUCAGCGACCCGGUCACCACACCUUGUGGUCACAACUUCUGCAAAACCUGCCUCAGCCAGCACUGGGACAAGAGUGAUUUAUGCAGCUGUCCGACGUGUCAUAAAAGAUUCCACAUGAGGCCUGAAAUCUCCACAAAUGUGGUUAUAGAGAAUAUUUCAGUCCAAAUAAAGAAGAGGAAAGUUGAGACACCUGAAAGCGCUGUUACUCCGGGGCAGGUGAAGUGUGAUGUGUGCGCAGAUAUAAAGUACAAGGCCCUGAAGUCCUGCCUGGUGUGUCUGACGUCGUAUUGUGAAGGCCACCUGGAGCCUCAUGGGAGAGUUCCUUCCCUGAUGAGACACAAGCUGAUCGACCCGCUGGAGAACCUGCAGGAGAGGAUUUGUAAGAAGCAUGAGAAGAUCCUGGAGUUUUUCUGCAGGUUUGAGCAGGUGUGCAUCUGUCUGCUGUGCUGUGAGACAGACCACAAAGACCACGAGACUGUGUCUAUUGAAGAAGAAGGGGCUGAACAAAAACAAAACAUUGAGUCCAAGAAAGCAAAGAUCAAAUUGAUGAUUGAUGACAGAAUGGAAAAGAUAAAGGAAUUCACAGACUCUUCUGAAAUGAUCAGAGAAAAAGCAAAUAAAGAGGUAGAUGACAGUGACGAGCUCUUCAAUACUCUGGUGAAUCGUGUACAAGUGGCCCAUACUGAACUAAAAUCAAAUAUCGAAACAAAGCUCCAAAAAUCCCAAGAGAGAGACAAAGUCAUGAUUGAGGAGCUGCAGGAGGAGAUCGCCCAACUGCAGAGGAAGAACUGUGAGCUGGAGGAGCUUUCACAAAGUGACGACCACCUUCACCUUCUGCUGACUUUGCAGGCCCUGAGCACCAUAUCAGACACCAAGGACUGGUCUAAGAUCAAGGUUUACCCAGACCUGUACAUGCAGACGCUCAGGAGAGCCAUGACUCAUCUUGUGCACACUUUCCUGUCACAACUGAAAACCCUGACAGACCUGGAACUGACCAGGAUGAGACAGUACAAAGAGGGUGUGACCUUUGACCCAUUCACAGCGGGUUGCUGCCUUGUGGUGUCUGAAUGUGGGAAAGUAUUAAAGUACAACAAAAUGUCAAGCCCCUCAUCGUCUGAUGACAUGGAGAGGUUCGACUGUCCCAUGGUUUUGGGGAAGAAGGGCUUCACCUCUGGGCGUCACUACUGGGAAGUCCAAGUGGGCCUGAGAACGGACUGGGACGUUGGUGUUGCAAAGGAGACGGUAGACCGAACAAGCGUCACGCCGAAAAAAGAAAAUGGCUUCUUCGCCAUAGGAAAGAGGUGUUCUGAAUAUCGAGUUCAAUGUACACCCUACACACUCCUCCACCUGUGUCCCAGGCCAACAAGUGUAGGUGUGUAUGUGGACUAUAUGGAAGGCAGAGUCUCUUUCUAUGAUGUCGAAAGGAAGUUGCACAUACAUUCUUUCACAAGAGAGUCUUUCACAGAGAAGCUGUUCCCGUACUUCUAUCUGUACAGCUGGGCUAAGAAAUGUAAGCCUUUGGUUAUAACCCCAUUGUGA
This is a messenger RNA of Etheostoma spectabile (orangethroat darter), 1723 nucleotides long. RefSeq names its product E3 ubiquitin-protein ligase TRIM41. Bases 116 to 1723 code for a protein of 535 amino acids. The record is from RefSeq and is a predicted model, not a curated record. NCBI's taxonomy places the organism in Eukaryota, Metazoa, Chordata, Actinopteri, Perciformes, Percidae. The transcript has 7 exons. Gene Ontology annotation, molecular function: protein binding; zinc ion binding.